ACAUAUUUCGAGUCGUUUUGGUGUCAAUGCUCACACAUAAAUACGUGGAUCCCUGAAUACCACCCUCUUUCCUUCAUUGCCGAACACAUUUUUACAACAGACAACUAUUGAUCACUCAAAGCGACUCAGACCUCAUGUAAGCAGCGGCAACGACAACAUCUGAGGAGCAAAGCAAGGAGGUAACGUCAUCUAGUUCCUUGGUGAACAUCCUUGCUCCCCCGUGUCCACCUGCACAGCAGCAGAGAUGCAUGGUUCUGAGGACAGCGCUUCUGGAACCGUGCUUCAGAGACUCAUGCAAGAACAUCUGCGAUACGGAGCGAGCGGACCCAAAGAAGCCACACAAGGCAACAGCUCUCACAUGCCAAGCAGUCCACCGUUUACAGAGAACCUGGAGGAUCAUUUGUAUCAGUCUGUACUUCCACAGAGUCAGCCACGACAAGAACCUCAAGGUCAGGAGCAUCAGGUGGAUAGCAGCACUAUGGAAAAGACUGCUGCUGGAGUAAGCCAGGGUGCGGGUGGACCCGGCUUUGAUAACGUGCAACUUCCAUCUUACGAGGAGGCUAAAAUCCAGUCUCAACUAUACAGAGGACAGCACAGUCCAACUGACCUUCAGUCUCAAAACCAAGGCCACCAGAGUCUCGAGAGCCAUGAAAACCAUCAGAUGUGUUUAACAGUGUCGGACAGUCCCACGGGUUCACACUCCUGUCCUCCGUCACUGUCCAGCGCAUACUCGCUGUCAUCCUCUCCAUCUCUGGCGUCCUUGUCCACCUCUCUCCCCGCGGUUCCGGUGAAGGCCCACGCGGAGAGCCGACCCUGGUUCCAGCAAGGAGGUGGUGCGUCUCUCCCGGACGAAGGCCUGACAGAGUUGAAACAUGGUCACGUUCGCUCGCUCAGUGAGAGAAUCAUGCAACUCGGUCUGGAGCGCAACGGAACUAAGCAGAGCGUGGGAUCUUCUGGGUCCUCCAGCGCAGGAGACUCCUCUCAUGGGGAUGAAAGUGCAGAAAAUUCACCACCUGCACCAUCUUCCUCCCCAAAGUGGUUUUUGGAGGAAAGAGGUCCACCGCCAGAAUAUCCCUUUAAGUUUAGGGUACAGACAACGCUUCCACCCUCUUUGAAUACUAAUAUAGGGUCUCUGGAUUACGCUCACCUUCACAAUGACACUUUAACGUCGGCCAUGCCGGAGCAAGCCAGACCGUGCCCAGUGUCUCUCGGUGCUUCACAACAGCAGAACAGUCCAGUGUCUGAGAUGUGUGUCCUGCCCUCCUCACAGGCUUCUCAACAGCAGUAUCAGCCUAUAUCCCAGUCUCGGGCUUUGGGAUUUCCUCCAGCUCAGGUUGAAUCUGUAAACCACGGGCCAUCUGUUCGUCUGGCUCCUUUAGGACAGCCUUUCCCGGGGGAGGUGUUUGCCAUGGUGAGCCAUACCCAGCAGAUGCUGGAGAUCCUCAAAGAAGAAAACCAAAGUCUCAAACAAGAACUGCAAAAACAAAACGAGAAAGCCAGCAGACUACAGCGGUUGGAGCUGGAGAUUGAGCGUCUGUCUGAGACGUAUGAGAGUUUAGUCAAGAGCUCAUCCAAAAGAGAGGCUCUGGAUAAAACCAUGAGGAAUAAACUAGAGGGGGAGAUCAGACGCCUUCACGACUUUAACAGAGACCUGAGAGAUCGUCUGGAAACAGCGAAUCGACAACUUGCCAAUCAGGAGCUGAAGGUACAGGAGGACGGACACUUGUAUCUUUCACAAAGAAGAGAAAGUCUAAAGGAUCUUGAGAAAUUCCUGGUAGAGGUGGCCAGUCUCCGAUCAGCCAAUGAGGAUCAGCAGCACCACAUUGAUAUUUUAGAACAGGCUUUGGAUAACGCUCAGAGUAAAGUUGUCAGACUAGAGGAAGAAUUGAGUAAGAAGCAGAUGUAUGUGGAGCGGGUGGAGCGUCUGCAGCAGGCACUGGCGCAGCUCCAGGCCGCAUGCGAGAAGCGAGAGCAGCUCGAGAGACGUCUGCGUACUCGCCUGGAAAGAGAACUGGAGGUGCUGCGGACACAACAGCGUGCUGGUGUAGGCGUGCCCCUCUCUGUGGGUGAGUCCAGCGCCCCCGCUCUGCUGGAUUUGCUGAGGGAGAGAGAGGAGAGGAUUCUGGGAUUAGAGGCUGAUAUGACGCGCUGGGAGCAGAAGUAUUUAGAGGAGAGUGCAAUGAGGCACUUCGCCAUGGAGGCGGCGGCUACGGCCGCAGCACAGAGAGACAGAACUAUAAUCCAGCACUCUCGCAGUGGCAGUUACAGUGAUGGCUCACUCUGGCAGCAUGAAGACGACAACAGACCUCAGAGCGGCCGACGCUGUCAGGAAAUGGAGCAAAGGAUGAAGAACUUACACGCUCAGCUGCUGGAGAAAGACGCCAUGAUUAAAGUCCUACAGCAGCGUUCCCGUCGAGAACCCGCCCCUCUCCGUCCUGCUCGCUCUGUUCCUUCCAUUUCAAUCGCGACAGGGUUGCACGUACGACAGACAUCGCAGACCGAUCGCAGAGACCAGCACGGCUGGAAGGGCAGCACCAGUGUACUUCUGGGAAAAGAUACAGUGGAGCACAUCCUACCCUCGCUGCCCUUGCUUUCAGUCUCUUCUGUCCCUUCACCUCUCCCUCCAUCGUUCUCGUCCUCUCUGCCUUCCUCUUUUCCUCCCUUCCUGGCCUCCGCAGGUUCAAGCACAUCACUGACACGCUUAUCCUCAUGUCUCCCUCGCUCCAGUCCUCCCUCUUCCUCCUCCACGUUACCCCUGCCCUCCUCUUCCUCUCUAACACCCCUCGCAUCGUUCUCUCUCCCCUCCACACCUCUCAUGUCCCUUCACUCCAAAUCAGCCAGCAGAGACAGCGGCAGUCAAACCGAGAUGUUCCGAGCGGCCACCUCCACGAGACAACACAAGACAGAAUCCUUAUCCGGUCAGACUAAAGGUGUCGAGGGUCGAGCACAGCUCAGUGGAGGACAGAAGAUAGCCCUACCUGACCUUGACCUGCUUGAGAUCCUCAUCUGACAGAACAACUGUGGAAAUCUCCAGACAGGACACUGCUGGAAAAGAAGUGAUGACAAAGAAAAAAGCAAAAGUAACAUUAAAGAGAGCAAAAUGUAUGUGGUGUGAAAAGAGAAGUGUGAAAUGAGAAGACUACUUAAAGAGAAAGCGAGGGAUCAUGGAAGAAAGAGAAUGUUGUGCCUUUAAAACACUGUGUUUGAUAAAUGAUUCCUGAAUUGUAUUUGUGUUCACGUUUGACCUCAAAAUAAACACAGACGAUGACAUUUGCCCUGUCUGUGUACUCAAAAGUCUUAAGCUGCCUUCUGUCGUUGGGUUUUUUUAUGUGGAAAACAACACAGAGCUGUUUUCCAGCUAAAAAAUGAUUUAUAUGAUUUAGAGAAAUAUUUUUGUGUGGAUCUAUCUCCAGAACAAAAUAUAUGAUUAUUUGUACAGAAAAAAGCUACAUUUGAAACGACUGAAAGCUGUGUUUAAUGUUGUUGUUUUUUAAAUAAAAGGCUUUCUAUAACUUAC
This is a messenger RNA of Triplophysa rosa, 3517 nucleotides long. It is a transcript of the gene amotl1, whose product is annotated as angiomotin like 1. The transcript has 12 exons. The record is from RefSeq and is a predicted model, not a curated record. Gene Ontology annotation, cellular component: cytoplasmic vesicle; plasma membrane; bicellular tight junction. Gene Ontology annotation, biological process: establishment of cell polarity involved in ameboidal cell migration; actin cytoskeleton organization; hippo signaling. Bases 245 to 3010 code for a protein of 921 amino acids. NCBI's taxonomy places the organism in Eukaryota, Metazoa, Chordata, Actinopteri, Cypriniformes, Nemacheilidae.